Molecule: messenger RNA, 3136 nt
Organism: Phyllopteryx taeniolatus (common seadragon)
Lineage: Eukaryota; Metazoa; Chordata; Actinopteri; Syngnathiformes; Syngnathidae
Gene: tpcn1
Product: two pore segment channel 1
Exons: 26
Coding region: 288-2846 (852 amino acids)
Biological process (GO): monoatomic ion transport; transmembrane transport
Cellular component (GO): lysosomal membrane; endosome membrane
Molecular function (GO): voltage-gated channel activity; monoatomic ion channel activity
Source: RefSeq, a predicted model, not a curated record
UCGCCGAAAUUGUCGUAAACAACUCCGCCCACCAAAAUCUAACUUGAUUUCAGAGCUCGGUUUAAAUACCUUACGUACAUUGUUUUUGUUGCUGAUGAGGACAACUAGUCUGCGAAGAAAAAAAACCAACAACUUAAAAAGCGGAAUCGUUUCGGAGUUGGAAUCUUGAGAAUCUGAAGAUGCCGCUAUGGACUCAGGCGGGCGGCUUGCGACCGCUUGUGACGCUCUGCGCCAAUUGAUUCAGUGACAGAUGUCCCCUGCGUGCUAGGAGGACACCACCAAAGCUAAUGGAGGUCGACGACGAUGACGUGCCACUCAUCCUCACCUGGGACGAUGCAAACAGCGGUUUACUCAACGAGGACCAAGAGCGGGGAGACGAGAAUGGCAGUGCGGGAAACUAUGGCAUAGUUAGCAAUAGUGCUGUGGUGUCAACACCAGGGCCUCAAACUCACAGAGCACACAAUACGUCUUUACGGCAAAGCUGGGAGAUGAACUACCAGGAGGCGGCCAUCUACUUGCAGGAGGGAGAGAACAACGACAAGUUCUUCACCCACCCUCGAAACCCCAAGGCGCUGGCGGCGUACCUCUUUGCCCACAAUCACCUCUUCUACAUGAUGGAGCUGUUCACGGGCCUCCUGCUCAUGACCUUGUCGCUGUGCGAAGCUCCCGCGGUGCCCUCGCUGCGCCUGGACGUUUACGUUCACGCCACCCUGGAGCUGCUCGGCCUGGUUAUCGUGGCGUUUGAACUGUGCAUGAAGCUCCGCUGGCUGGGCUUCCACACCUUCAUACGACACAAGAGGACCAUGGUGAAGGCGUGUGUGUUGCUGCUGCAGUUUGUGGAGGCCAUCGUGGUUCUGGUCCGACAGACGUCGCACAUGCGAGUGACCCGAGCCCUCAGGCCGAUAUUCCUGGUGGACUGUAGAUACUGCGGUGCUGUCCGCAGAAAUUUGCGGCAGAUCUUCCAGUCACUCCCGCCAUUCAUUGACAUCCUCCUACUUCUGCUCUUCUUCAUGGUCAUAUUUGCUAUCUUGGGUUUCUGCCUCUUCUCUACGAACACAUCAGACCCGUACUUCAACACUCUGGAGAACAGCAUGGUCAGUCUCUUUGUACUGCUGACCACCGCAAAUUUCCCUGAUGUGAUGAUGCCAGCGUACUCCAAGAAUCACUGGUCCUGUGUGUUCUUCAUCGUGUACCUCUCCAUUGAGCUGUACUUCAUCAUGAACCUGCUGCUGGCAGUGGUGUUUGACACGUUCAAUGACGUGGAGAAGAUGAAGUUCAAGUCUCUGUUGCUUCACAAGCGCUCCGCUGUUGAUCAUGCCUUCCAGCUGCUGGUCAGCCGCCAGAGGCCGACGGGUGUCUCACUGAAACAGUUUGAUGGCCUGAUGCGUUUUUACAGACCGAGAUUGUCUGCGAGAGACCGCUUCCUCACCUAUAAAGCUCUUAACACCUCUGACGCUCCCAUGCUCAGUCUGCAGGACUUGUAUAAAUUCUACGAGGUGACGGGCCUUAAAUGGAAGGCACGGCGUAGUGGGGAGCACUGGUUCGAUGACCUCCCGCACACAGCCUACAUUAUUUUAAAAGGCAUCAACCUGCUGGUGAAGUCGAAGGCCUUCCAGUACACCAUGUGUAAGUCUUUUUAUGUGAAUUCAGUUUAUGUCGUACACGCGUGGACCAAAACCUUCUCCCGACACGCAACAGAUGCGGUUGUAGCCAUCAACGGUGUGUGGAUCCUCGUGGAGACGUACACUCUUAACAGUGGCUUUUCCUGGUCUCGAUUGGUGCCGUGGAGUUACAUUGUCUUCCUUACCAUUUACGGUGUGGAGGUGCUUUUGAAGCUGUCAGGUUUGGGACCGUUGGCUUAUUUCAGCUCCGGAUGGAAUCUGUUUGACUUCUCAGUCACCGUGUUCGCCUUCCUGGGUCUGAUUGCACUCGCCUUCGAUAUGGAGCCUUUCUACUUUAUCGUUGUGCUACGACCACUUCAGCUGCUCCGGUUGUUUAAGAUCAAGAAGCGGUAUCGCAACGUGUUGGACACGAUGUUUGAGCUCUUCCCCAGGAUGGCCAGUCUGGGUUUGACUUUGAUCAUCUUCUACUACUCCUUUGCCAUUGUGGGCAUGGAGCUCUUCGCUGAUGUCAUUUACCCCAACUGCUGCAACGCCAGCACAGUGGCCGACUCCUACAAGCAGAUCAACGUCACGCAUGGCAACAAAACCGUGUUGGAAGAAGGCUACUAUUAUCUCAACAACUUCAACAACAUUCUCAGCAGCUUCGUGACUCUCUUUGAGCUAACUGUGGUCAACAACUGGUACAUCACAAUGGAAGGCGUGACGUCCAUGACGAGCCACUGGAGCCGUCUCUACUUCAUGACCUUCUACAUCGUCACCAUGGUGGUGAUGACCAUCAUUGUGGCCUUCAUCCUGGAUGCUUUUGUCUUCCGCAUGAACUACAGCCGCAAGAACCGGGAAACACUGGAGAACCCAGAGGAUGAGAACGGAAUCGUGUUUGAGGUUGAAGUGAGCCGUGAAGAAGCUCUGUCCACUCUGGAGUUGUACAAGCAGACGUGUCCCGGGCAGCCGUCCCUCAGCUCUCUGGUGGGAGUCGUGCAAGCGAUGGGCCGCAGUGGGAGUGAACACUCAUCACUAUUAUACCAAGGGCGGCGAUCACGGACUAAGUGUGACCUCAGCAUGAAAAUGUAUGAAGAGGAGAUGCAGUGGGAAGCUGGUCAAGUGAUGCGAGGUGAGGACACAGUACAGUGGCUUCUCUCAGGACAAGCGGCACAUUUGCGAGGGACGGCGGCUCGGCAUGUAACCUUCCGGAAGGAGCCUGUUAAUCAUUCUCAUAGUGUGUAAUGUACAUAUGUGAUGCUGGAGGUCUUUUGUGACCAUGACUUAAACAAUGUUGCGGUGCUAUGGAAAGUGUCAAUUAUAACGAAGUCAUUUCUGCAACAUCUUAACAAUUGACGUUGGUGUACUAGCAACAGUUUUCCAAAGUGAAUCCCAGUAGCAAUAUCGUUGCGACGUGUCAAUGCAUUCAAAAUUCCUUAUUAAGUCGGAAUAAGUAUUGUAUAUUAACCAAAACCAAUGAAAAUGAUCCGUUUGUCUCUGUUUGUACUGUAUUAAAUUAUAUUGUAUUUCUGUAA